Messenger RNA from Pristis pectinata (smalltooth sawfish), 4794 nucleotides. RefSeq names its product WD repeat domain 24 (gene wdr24). The transcript has 10 exons. Gene Ontology annotation, molecular function: protein binding. The record is from RefSeq and is a predicted model, not a curated record. Gene Ontology annotation, biological process: positive regulation of TOR signaling. NCBI's taxonomy places the organism in Eukaryota, Metazoa, Chordata, Chondrichthyes, Rhinopristiformes, Pristidae. The coding region runs from base 554 to 2911 and encodes 785 amino acids.
GCUGGGGUUUGUGGGAGUUGUAGUCCCGCCGAGUCGGGUUAACGCUGAGCGGUUUGAAAAGCGCGGCAGCUCGGCGGGGCCGCGGUUGCGGCCGCCGAGGGAAGGUUUUCGUCAGAGCCCUGAGGAGCGGAACUGCCGACGGCCGGGCGGAAACUAUAGCGCGACGGUUUCCGGCUGUAUGGCGGGGAGGGGAAGGUUUUUAACAAAAAUUCAUUGCAAAUUCUAAAUUCUAUACUGGAAUUGACUCUCAUUUUAUAUAUUCCCAAAUUAUGCAAUGCUCUUUUGAUGAGCAAAGUUUGCUUCCUAAAGUGCCUUGAAUGCAAUAUUUGCAAUUAAUCAGUCUUCACAACACUGAAAUAAUGCUGAUUUCACAUUUUUCAAAAGCUGUCAAUAUCUAUAGAGUUGUACAAUAUUACUGGAUAAACUGACUUGCUGAUAAGGACCAAUUGGAAAUUGUUUAAACUGUGUAAUCAUAGUAUUUUGAUUAGAUUGGUCAGGCUGAAGGAAUUGAUAAUCGCAGCUUCUUCGAUACCAGAAGCUACUUGGGUUUUCCAUGGAGAAAAUGGCAAGAGUGACCACAGCCCUGAGUGGCACAACCAUCACCGGGCGAACGAUGUUCUGCCACCUUGAUGCACCUGCCAAUGCUAUUAGUGUAUGUAGAGAUGCUGCCCAGGUCGUGGUGGCUGGUCGCAACAUUUUCAAAAUCUAUUCCCUCGAGGAAGAACAAUUUGUGGAGAAGGCAAAUCUUCGGGUUGGACGCAAGCUCUCUUUAAACUUCAGCUGUGCUGAUGUGGUGUGGCAUCAGAUGGAUGAUAACUUGCUGGCGACAGCAGCCACAAAUGGAGCUGUGGUGACAUGGAAUCUGGGCAAACCAUCUCGCAACAAACAGGACCAACUUUUCAAUGAGCACAAACGCACAGUCAACAAAGUGUGCUUCCAUCCCAAUGAGGUCCACAUGCUGUUGAGUGGCUCCCAGGAUGGCUACAUGAAGUGCUUUGAUCUCAGGAAGAGGGAAUCUGUGAGCACUUUCUCUGGUCAGUCAGAAAGUGUCCGGGAUGUCCAGUUCAGUGUAAGAGACUAUUUCACAUUUGCUGCUUCGUUUGAAAAUGGUAAUGUUCAGCUCUGGGACAUAAGACGACCAGAUAGAUAUGAACGCAUGUUUACAGCACAUAAUGGACCUGUCUUCUGCUGUGAUUGGCACCCAGAUGAUAAAGGAUGGUUAGCCACAGGAGGACGGGAUAAAAUGGUGAAAGUAUGGGACAUGACUACAAAUAGGGCCAAGGAGAUCUACUGUGUACAGACUAUUGCUUCAGUAGCUCGUGUGAAAUGGCGACCAGAAGUAAAGUACCAUCUAGCAACCUGUUCCAUGAUGGUGGAUCACAACAUUUACGUCUGGGACAUUCGCCGCCCAUACAUUCCAUUUGCAAUGUUUGAGGAGCACAAGGACGUUACCACAGGAAUUAUGUGGCGUCAUAUUCAUGAUCCUUAUUACUUACUUUCUGGAUCAAAAGAUAGUACACUGUACCAGCACAUGUUCAAAGAUGCCAGCAGGCCCGUUGAUCGUGCUAAUCCGGAAGGAUUGUGCUAUGGGUUAUUUGGAGAUUUGGCUUUUGCAGGAAAAGAUAGCAUGUUCACUAGUGACUCAAAUCGGAAGACGUAUGGAGGUGACCGACGUUACCCCAUUUUUUUCUUCAAAAAGCCUGAUUUAUCAGAGCAGUUUGCAAAUGUAUCCAGUGCUCUUAAUGUGUUUGAAACUGAACUGGGCAGCAAUUCCAUGGACUGGUUUGUCAACAUGGCACAGCAGUACCUUCUAACUGGCCGCUCACUGGCUGAGCUCUGUGAUCACAAUGCAAAAAUUGCUAAAGAAUUGUAUCGUUAUCAGGUGGCCCAGACAUGGACGAUGCUAAGGAUUGUGUAUUCCAAUCCAGGUGCCAUUUCGUCUGUAAACUUGAAUCAGAGUAUUGGCAAGAGUGGAGGGUUGCCUCUUAUAAACAGUUUUAAGGAGAUCUCUGCACCCCUUGGCAAUGAAACCAGAUUGGAGAGAGGAAAGGCUGAAAAUCGACAGGAGGUUAAUCACAUCGAUUCCUCAAACCCAUUGAUUACAGCAAAUGAAGAAAAUGAGGAAACAGAAGGUAGUGAUGUACCUGCAGAUUACCUGUUCGGAGACGUAGAAGGAGAUGAAGAUGACCUUUACAUGGUGGAUCAUGAAAAUGCUCCUGCAGAGGAACACGAAUAUAUUUUGCCUCAGGAAGCAUUUCAACUGCGUCAUGAAAUUAUAGAUAACCCUUCUGCUCCAGACCAUCUGCAGGAUAAAAUGGAAUCUCCACACGUCAGUGGAAAUGAAGCGGAGACCGUGUGCUUGAGCCCAAUUGAAUCCUUUUCCCUUAUGUCAAUAUCACAACCACUUUAUGAUGCCUAUCUACCUGCUGAUUACUUUAAUGCCCUUGUUAAAGACAUGCUGCAUUACUAUGCAGAGCAGGGAGAUGUGCAAAUGGCUGUAUCAGUCCUCAUUGUACUUGGUGACCGUAUUCGGAAAGAAAUUGAUGAGCAAACACAGGAACACUGGUAUACAUCAUACAUUGAUCUGCUGCAGCGCUUCAAACUGUGGAACAUCUCAAAUGAGGUGAUCAAGCUGAGCACAUGCAGCUCCAUCAAUUGUUUUAACCAGGCGUCAACCACUCUUCACAUCAACUGCAGCAACUGCAAGCGACCAAUGAGCAGCAGGGGCUGGAUCUGUGAUAGAUGCCACCAGUGUGCUAGCAUGUGUGCUGUUUGCCAUCAAGUUGUAAGAGGAUUGUUUGUUUGGUGCCAGGGAUGUAGCCAUGGUGGACACUUGCAGCACAUCAUGAACUGGUUAAGGACUAGUUCACAUUGCCCAGCUGGAUGUGGCCACCUGUGUGAAUAUACCUGAGAAGACAGAGCUGAAGAUGUCAAUGUGAUAUUCAGCAAGCGACUGGUGAUUUUCUAAUGUGUAGUCAUCUUGAAAUGGGCACCACUGCUGAAAUUGUUUUAAAUGUAUACCACAUUUAAAAAAAAAUAGCUAAAAUGAAAAUUAAUUAAUUCAUUAAUUCAUUCACUAAAGAAAAUUACAGCUAAAUUCAGAGUGGAAAAUCUGAUGGUUAGAAUAUUUUUUUCUCGUUUUCUUCCCCACAGUUCUAUAACUGUUUUGAGAUGAUGUGGUCAAGCACCAAUUAUAAGAAGGAGCUGCUGUGAAUAUACCUUAUGCAUAAGGCAGUAGUCACUUGCGUAAACCAGAUAAUUGUUGAUGGCAAAAUGCACAAUUGGCUCACUUUGUCGGUUGUUGACAAGUAAUGAAUUAUCUCCCACAGGCUCUGAGCAGCAAACUCCACUAUUAUGAUGCUAAUUAAAGCAACUGGUACAGAUUGGAAUGUGAGUGGGUGUUAUGCCAAUUUAACGUGGGACAACAGGGAGAGUAUUUCUAUAUUCCAGGACUAACUUCAUGUCCAAGUAGUUUGACAUUUGUGAGCUUUGAGUUUAUUUACAUGGAUGAUGAUCAGAACAUAAUUGAAACAAUUUCAGACCUAUAAUAAAUCCCACCAAUAACAUUAAGUAUUUUGCGUGACCUUAUUUGGAGGAUCAGCAUUGAAAGAAUACCAAUUUUAUUGCCAGUCAAAAAAUAGGCUGUUCACUGCCUUCUGUGUAGUAUAUAGCUUGUGCACAAAUUCUGCCAUGAAGUCUAAGUGGAAUAUCAGGGUUCACGUUUUGGACUUCUUGUUAAAGGGGUUAGGGAGCUGGGAAAUUUAAGACUUGUUUAUCUCUGGCAUUGAAUUAAACGAGGUCCACAGUGGAUCAUGUGGCAAUAUAAUAAGCAUCUAGACAUUUGUCUUGUAGCUUUCCAAGCAGAGUUUAAAAUAUUGUUUAUUUUAUUUACCAAUACAGUGUGUAAAUUUAAAUGUUCUAAUUUGAGUAUGCACUGAACCUUGGCCAGAAAGCUUGUGUAGCAUUACAAAGAUCAGGCAUAAAACAAAUGUUUGGUUAUAAAGCUCCUACCUGCUGUUAAUAAAUUUCAGGAAUAUACUAUUUUCUAUUGGUUGAAACAUCAGCAGAGAUUCACCAUUUUAUUUCAGCCAAAGAAAUGAUGUAAUCUUAAAAGUGGGGCAUUGUGAAUUCAACCAUAUUGUGCCUACCACCAAAUGAGACAGUUGCAAUACAUCUUCCAAUUACUGCCACAUUUUAGAAAAUGCAAUAAAAUCAUAAAAUUGAAUUUUCAGAGUAGCCAAAGACUGCAGUAGAAUGAAGUGGAACUUCUGAAAAGACCCACUUAAGCAGCAUAAUGACAUUCAGUAAAAGGUACUCUUAUCCUCAAUUGCAUAGGCAUCUCCUUGAUUUCCACUGGCUUUUUGUUUGAAGUUAUGUUGAAUUUGCUCGAUAGAAUGUUACUGUGUCCACAGGUUACAUUCCAUGUAAGGAGGGUCUUCUACUGUGUCUGAAUUGUAAAGAAAUAUUUAUUUAAGUUUUGCAGUCCGACUUGUAUUUGUUAUCUGGUGGAGUGUGAGGCUGUAGCAGAGAUUGAAGGUUCACUAAAAGGUGAAGAUAUAGUCUUCCUUACACUUGUAUUAAAACAUAUUUACAUUGUUAUCUCUUUAAGACUAGAAUAUUUUUAAAACUAUUUAUAUAAAUUUUAUUUUACAUUGUGGAUUCUGAAUCCUUCUGGAAGUAACUGCUGUAAAAAUGCAUACAAUAUAGUAAAUAUUGACAGCUGGAACUUUUUCUUCAGUGUUUGUCACCCACCACAAAUCUCCUCUGGACAAUUUCAUAUUAAAGCCUACCUCU